Messenger RNA from Tetrahymena thermophila SB210, 1371 nucleotides. RefSeq names its product poly(ADP-ribose) glycohydrolase. Gene Ontology annotation, cellular component: nucleus; cytoplasm. The record is from RefSeq and is a predicted model, not a curated record. The transcript has a single exon. Gene Ontology annotation, molecular function: poly(ADP-ribose) glycohydrolase activity. Lineage: Eukaryota; Ciliophora; Oligohymenophorea; Hymenostomatida; Tetrahymenidae. Gene Ontology annotation, biological process: carbohydrate metabolic process; nucleotide-sugar metabolic process; regulation of DNA repair.
AUGAAAAUAGAUUUAACUUGUGACUUAAAAGAAUAUUGCUUCAUCAGCGUUUGCUUAAAUAAGAUACUUAAUUCUAAUUAUGGACUAAAUGAGUCAUUAUUUAUCUAAGAUUUACAAAUACUGUUUAAUUACUAAAACUUCUAAAGCCUAAAGUGCAUUACUGACUUGUAGAACUUAAGAGAGUAUAUUUAGAAUUUAGAUAAUGCAGAGAAGCAAUUCUUCCUUAACGAUUUAAUAAAAUUUAUUGCUGAAUAAGCUCUUAAAAUGACUAGAUUCCAAAAUGAAGAUAAAAAAAUAAAAUACUUAGGUGCUAAUUAAUAAGAUAAAGUUAGUUUAACUAAGGAAGAAGUUAGCAUAUUGCUUGCAAAUAUGUUUCUUUUAUCUACUCCUAGAAGAAUGGAAAAUAAUAGUUUAGAACAAUCACUACCUAAAUGUUGUUCGAAGAUAUGCUAUGAAUUUAUAUUUAACAUCUCUUCUGGUAAAGCUAUGAAGUCUAAAUUAAGAUGUAUCCACAAUUACUUUAAAAGGAUUUACUAAAGAAGACAUGAUUAAAAAUAUCUCAAUUUGGUUGUUGAAUUUUAGAGAAUUUAAUAUCAAAAUAAUAGCCUUAGAUUAGAUUAAGAUAUUUUGUUAGGGGAAAUUUAGUUUGAGGAAGAUAAGAAAAUAGAAGAUUUCAAAGAUUAAAAUUACAUACAUGUGGAUUUCGCAAAUAAAUAUAUAGGAGGAGGAUCUCUAUAUGAUGGUGAUGUAUAGGAAGAAAUCUUGUUUAACACAUGUCCUGAAAUGCUUGUGAGCACCAUCUUUUGUUAGAAAAUGGAAGAAAAAGAAGCUAUUUUAAUUAUUGGAGCAGAAAGAUUUAAUAGUUACAUAGGCUAUGGUUAUGAUUUCUAAGUGACAGGAGAGUAUUUUGAUAAAUCUAGCAUUAACAAAGAAAAGAACUACAUAAAUACUUACGUUGCAUGUAUAGAUGCUAUAGCAUUUUUACCCUAAGAUACUUAUUAUCAAUAAUAUGAAUAAAAAAAUAUCUACAGAGAGUUGUUUAAAAGUCUUGCUGGAUUUCAAGGGCCUCUUAAAGAAGAAAAACAAAAUAAAUAUGAUAAAACACCAGUUGUUACUGGUAAUUGGGGAUGUGGAAUAUUUAAUGGAGAUCCAUAGCUAAAGCUUCUGAUAUAAUGGAUUUCUUGCUCUCUUUUAUAAAAAAAAAUGAUCUAUUGUUCUUUUAAAGACCGUAGAUUAGCUAAUCAGCAAUAAUUUAUUGAAGGAUUGAAAGGAAAAAGCAUUAAGUCUAUUUUUGGCUUGUUAGAUCAAUACUCAAUAACAAAUAAAAGUUAAACUCUUUUUAGUUUUCUAAAGAGUUAAAAAAUUAAUUGA